CAGGUAAAAUAUUAUCUCCUGGGCGCCCAUUAAAAACACCACCCCCGGCGAAGACUGGCGCUCGAGCCUGGCUAUUUAGCACUGUAGUUGGAGGAAAUGCCAAUGCAGAACCCGUAGCUUCCGGGAAGGUAAGCCCAGCUCCCUGGGUUAGUGGGUUGGUGUCAGGCCCUGCGAGCCAGCCGUAAAAAAGACUAGCACCGGAAAAUCAACAAGAGAAGAAUGCGAACCGAUACCAAUGGCGACGACCACAGCGACGAAAAGGGACUUGCGAUUGGAAGCUCGGUACGUGGAACUGCAGAUCUCUCAACUUCAUCGGGAGCACCCGCAUACUCGCCGAUAUACUGAAGGACCGCGGGUUCGGAAUCGUAGCGCUGCAGGAGGUGUGUUGGACAGGAUCCAUGGUGCGAACGUUUAGAGGUAAUCAUACCAUCUACCAGAGUUGCGGCAACACACGUGAGCUGGGAACAGCUUUUAUAGUGAUGGGCGACAUGCAGAGGCGCGUGAUCGGUUGGUGGCCGAUCGACGAAAGAAUGUGCAGGUUGAGGAUCAAAGGCCGAUUCUUCAACUUCAGCAUAAUAAACGUGCACAGCCCUCACUCCGGAAGCACUGAUGAUGACAAAGACGCAUUUUACGCGCAGCUCGAACGCGAGUACGACCGCUGCCCAAACCACGACGUCAAGAUCAUCAUAGGGGAUCUAAACGCUCAGGUAGGCCAGGAGGAGGAAUUCAGACCGACGAUUGGAAAGUUCAGCGCCCACCAGCUGACGAACGAAAAUGGCCUACGCCUCAUCGAUUUCGCCGCCUCCAAGAACAUGGCCAUUCGUAGCACCUUCUUUCAGCACAGCCUCCCGUAUCGUUACACCUGGAGAUCACCACAACAAACGGAAUCGCAAAUCGACCACGUUCUGAUUGAUGGACGGCACUUCUCCGACAUUAUCGACGUCAGGACCUAUCGUGGCGCUAAUAUCGACUCCGAUCACUACCUGGUGAUGGUUAAACUGCGCCCAAAACUCUCCGUUAUUAACAACGUACAUUACCGGCGGCCGCCCCGGUACGAUCUAGAGCGACUGAAGCAACCGGAUGUCGCCACCGCAUACGCGCAGAAUCUCGAGGCAGCGUUGCCGGACGAGGGUGUGCUCGAUGUGGCCCCUCUAGAGGACUGCUGGAGUACAAUGAAAGCAGCCAUCAACAAUGCAGCCGAGAGCACUAUCGGGUACGUAGAACGGAGUCGACGAAACGAUUGGUUCGACGAGGAGUGCAGAGCGGUUCUGGAGGAGAAGGAUGCAGCGCGGGCGGUAAUGCUGCAGCAUGGAACCCGACAGAAUGUGGAGCGAUACAGACAGAAGCGGAAGCAGCAGACCCGUCUCUUCCGGGAGAAAAAGCGCCGCCUGGAAGAAGCGGAGUGCGAGGAAAUGGAACUGCUGUGCCGUUCACAGGAAACACGCAAGUUCUACCAGAAGCUCAACGCAUCCCGCAAAGGCUACGUGCCGCAAGCCGAAAUCUGCAGGGAUAAGGAAGGGAGCCUCCUGACGGACAAACGUGAGGUGAUCGAAAGGUGGAAGCAGCACUUCGACGAGCACCUGAAUGGCGAAGAGAAUGUAGGCACGGAGGACCAAGGCAGCAGAGGAAAUGACUAUGUUGGUGCAGCAGAGGACGGGAACGAACCAACUCCCACGCUGAGGGAAGUUAAGGAUGCCAUCCACCAGCUCAAAAACAACAAAGCGGCUGGUAAGGACGGUAUCGCAGCGGAACUCAUCAAGAUGGGCCCGGAAAAGUUGGCCACCUGUCUGCACCAGUUAGUAGUCAAGAUCUGGGAAACCGAACAGCUACCGGAGGAGUGGAAGGAAGGGAUAAUCUGUCCCAUCCACAAGAAAGGCGACAAGUUAAUGUGUGAGAACUUUCGAGCGAUCACCGUUUUGAAUGCCGCCUACAAAGUGCUAUCCCAGAUCAUCUUCCGUCGUCUUUCACCUAAAGUAAAUGAGUUCGUGGGAAGUUACCAAGCCGGUUUCAUCGACGGCCGGUCGACAACGGACCAGAUCUUCACCGUACGGCAAAUCCUCCAGAAAUGCCGUGAAUACCAGGGACGAGAACAGCUUUCCCGGGAAGCUGACUAGACUGAUAAGAGCAAC
Molecule: messenger RNA, 2129 nt
Organism: Aedes albopictus (Asian tiger mosquito)
Lineage: Eukaryota; Metazoa; Arthropoda; Insecta; Diptera; Culicidae
Exons: 2
Coding region: 399-2114 (571 amino acids)
Source: RefSeq, a predicted model, not a curated record